Polyodon spathula (Mississippi paddlefish) is the source of this 2746-nucleotide messenger RNA. Its product is annotated as armadillo repeat-containing protein 6-like. The coding region runs from base 544 to 1965 and encodes 473 amino acids. Gene Ontology annotation, molecular function: protein binding. NCBI's taxonomy places the organism in Eukaryota, Metazoa, Chordata, Actinopteri, Acipenseriformes, Polyodontidae. Gene Ontology annotation, biological process: hematopoietic progenitor cell differentiation. The record is from RefSeq and is a predicted model, not a curated record. The transcript is spliced from 8 exons.
CUUUUUAUUGUUAUUCUUUUGCUUAUUUGAGAUUUAUAACCAGAAGAGCUUGCUUACAGCAUAAUUUGAUAACAAAAAUAUCUUACACGUUUUGUGAAACAUGCAGGUUUUUGUUACAGACUGAGUGUUAUUUUCUUUGAUUAUUUAAUAUAUUCCAUAACAAUGUUAUGUUUUUUUUUGGGUAAGGUAUUUAGCAGUAUAAUAGGAUGAUAUACAGGGAUACAUGAAAUAACGUCAGCCAAUGUUUUACUGUAUUUUGUUUAAAGGUCCAGACCAAUGUUGCUUAUAACGUACCAAGCCAAAAAUCAGACGGCUCAACACAGGAACGAAAGAAUAGCGGAACUACUUUUCAGUUGCAAUUGGCGUUAGCCGGACAGCAGGGUAGUAUGUUCUGUGACUUUGGUAUUACCAAAACGAGACUACGCAUUUUUCUUAGCGUAACAGCGGUUUGUAAUAUAAGUCCUACGCUGCGUGCUUUGAGUAGCCCGUUUCCAAGCGGUUGCUUGUGGACAGGCUUUGUAAGAAGCGUGUAGGAGGGGCUGGAUGACUGGUCUCGAGAUGGCUAGCAGAAGGAUCACUCAAGAGACGUUCGAUGCCGUGGUGCAAGAAAACAUGUCCGAGUUUGAAAUGGAGCCGGACGAGGCGCUGAAGGAGGCGAUUGAGCAGUUUGAGUCACAAGGGGUGAGCCUUAGUAAUAUAGUGAAGGCAGUCCGGACAGCCUCUUCAGAUGAAAGGAAGGAGGAGCAAACCCAUGAUAUUUUACAGGCCUUAGAGUCACUACAGACAUCGUUAGACUCCUCGUCCCUGGAUGUGAUGGGGGAACAGCUACCGCGCUUCACGGAGCAGUGCAAGCUAGACUUCUCGCACCGCUACCUGGCGGCCCAGAAAGGUGCCUACCCCACGAUCCUCUCGUGCUGCCGGAGGAUGGUGGGGGAGCGGGGGCUCCUGCUGAAGGCUCUGGCAGCGCUGGCAGCCCUGACCGACGGGCAGCCGGACCUCCUGGACGCCGACGGGAGGGGGCUGCUGAUCGAGACGCUCCGCGAGAACCGGACCGACCCCUCCGUGACCUCGCUGGCGAUUCGCGCGGCGCGCCACUGCUGUCUGAAGCACGAGCAGAACCGGCAGAGCCUGGUGAAGGCCGGGCUGCUGCCACUGCUGACCGGCGCCAUCGCCAGCCACAGUGCCGAGCCUGAGCUGGUCAGGUUGGCCUGCAGCACGCUCAGGGUUAUGACCUUCGACGAUGACAUUAGAGUCGCCUUCGGACAAGCCCACGACCACGCCAAGCUGAUCGUGCUGGAGAACGCCGGGCUGAAGGUCAUCAUCGAAGCGGCGAAAGCUCACACAGGCAAUAACAGCGUCCUCAGCGAGCUGUGUGGCACGCUGGCCCGGCUGGCUGUGCGAAACGAGUUCUGCCAGGACAUCGUUGACCUCGGAGGGUUGAAGUUCAUGGCCAACCUCCUCGCGGACAAUCUUGACCAUCAGGAACUUGUGAAGCAGGUUAUGAGCGCCAUCCGAGCUAUCGCAGGAAAUGAUGACGUCAAAGACGCCAUCGUUCAGGCAGGAGGGACCGACCUGAUCGUGUUAGCAAUGAACAGACACAUGGGCAACGCGCAGGUUUGUGAGCAGGGGUGUGCGGCCCUGUGCAUGCUCGCGCUGCGUAAACCGGAGAACUGCAAGGCGAUCAUGGAGAAUGGGGGCGCGCUGGCAGCACUGCACGCAAUGAAGGCCCACCCAGGGGAGGUCAAUGUGCAGAAGCAGGCGUGCAUGUUGCUGCGGAACCUGGUGUCUCGGACCAGUGACUACAGCCCGGCCAUCCUGGAGCUGGGUGCAGAGGCGCUGAUCAGCCAGGCCCUCGUGGCUCACAGGGACUGCGGGGACGUGGCCAAGGCAGCGCUGAGAGACCUGGGCUGCAAGGUGGAGCUGCAGGAGCUGUGGACAGGCAAGAAGGGCAGCCUGUCCCAAUGAGCCAGCCAGCCAGCCUGUCGCUUUACUGGGAAAUGCACAAAUAUAGUGGAAAAUGUUUGCUAUUCUCGCUCCUUGAGGCAGGUUCGUACUUUAGUAUUGCGACAGUCAUGCCUGUUGACCAGCUAGAGUUGAGCAAAGUAAUACUCAACUCUCUUGUAUCUCAGACAGUUGCACAACUAGAGAUCUGAAAGCCUUCCUCUGUGAUGGGUUAAAGUACGAGCCAGACUACUGUCCCAGCAUCUUGUGUGUGUUCUGCAUAUUGCAACGUUUCCCGGACUGUUUCAAUAUAUGUCAACAGAAUGAGAAAAUGAGGUGACGCUGCCUUGCAGCAAUACCUAGAUGUCGGGACGCGGCACAAGAGGAACAAUGCUAAUAUUGUGAAAGAAGAAACGCAGAGUCUGACAGGAGCGGAAGCGUUUUUAAUAGAUUUAAGAUUUGUUUUGUUUCUGUGCAAGUUCUGUUUUGGUUCCCAAGGCCGUAUUCCCAAAGCUUUUAACCUUUUAAGGUACAAGGGACAUGUGUGUCCCACAAAUAAAAAUGAUGCUAACUUUCUUAUUUUUGCAGUGAGAUGCACGAAGCGGGGUUUAAAAUAUACUGACAGGUUGGAUCUGCUCAUCCAAGUUGUCAGUUUCCUCCUCGUGAUACUUGAGUUGCUGUCAAAUGUAUUUUAAGAAGAAAUUGUUUGAACAGCUGCUCAAUUCUUUGUGUACCUAAGGGGGUUAUAGAAUUAUUUUUUUAUUCCCCCCCCCCCCCCCCCCCCCAUUUACUGUUUUUUUACUGA